Anolis carolinensis (green anole) is the source of this 10546-nucleotide messenger RNA. Its product is annotated as zinc finger protein 420-like. Lineage: Eukaryota; Metazoa; Chordata; Lepidosauria; Squamata; Anolidae. Gene Ontology annotation, cellular component: nucleus. Gene Ontology annotation, molecular function: RNA polymerase II cis-regulatory region sequence-specific DNA binding; DNA-binding transcription factor activity, RNA polymerase II-specific. The record is from RefSeq and is a predicted model, not a curated record. The transcript has a single exon. Gene Ontology annotation, biological process: regulation of transcription by RNA polymerase II. Bases 4830 to 6512 code for a protein of 560 amino acids.
CUUUGACGUCGGGCACAGCUUCCGCCUUGUGCCAGCCACGUCUUGCCCCUCCCGGCAGUGUACAUUGCAGUGUAAAUUGGUAGAAAGUUGCUAAACACCAUUCCUAACAGCCUCAGGGCCUUUCCUUUCCCCCCUCAUCCGCUUAAGUGGAAAAGAAGAGGGAAAGGGAAGGCUGUCAGGAAUAGUGGAAGUUGGAGUCCAAAAUACCUGGAGGGAGGGCCCAAGUUGGCCCAUGCCUGACCUACCCAGGGACUCUCUCCUGACCCUUAACUCUUUGUCAUUCCAAUUCAGGAAGCAGCCAGGCUCUGAAGCUGGAAGGCCAUUCAGUGCUAAUCAAGGUGGCCACUUGCAGGUGUUGUCCCAUGCGUGGUGCAUUCACAUUAUCCUAAGCCCUCCAAUCCCCCAGGGCAGUGAGAAAGCAGAUGAGAUUAAACUAUUUAUUUAUUUAUUAUUCAAACUUAUAUGCCACCACUCCCCUAGGGCUCGGGGCGGCUUACAAAACAGGCUAAAAUCUAACAAUUUAAAAAUAGCAAUAACAGAAAUCAAAAGCCUAUGAAAUAACAGAAAUCAAAAACUAUGCUCCCAAAGUGGGGCUGAACCUCAAGAGACAUUGUGAGUGGAUGCUGCCUUCUUAUGACACCACAUCUCUCCGUGCCUGACUCCUUCCAGUUCCAUACGGGGGCCCCAAAGGGGGAGAGGGAAACGCUGCCCUCCAGGAGAGGAAUAUGAACAGGACCAGAUCCCUUGUAUUGGCAUGAUGUUUUGGUGCUUCAUUUGUGAAAUCAUAACAUAGUUUUAGUAGGCUUCUCCUUAAUCCCUCCUUAUUAUCCCACAUUUUCACUUACCCAAUGUUCUGCUGGCCCAUUUACGUUGGAUUAGCCAGACUCUGCUAUACUAACUGCUGGGACUCAAUGCUGCAGAAUCCUGGGAGCAGUAGCUUUAUGUGGUGUCCAAAUGUCUCUGCCACAGAAAGCUGUUGCCUCCUUAAACUACAACUCCCAAUAAUUUGGUCUCAGUGAGCAGUUAAAAUGGAGUUAUCCUCCAUUAGUGCUACAGUCUAGGCAUGGCCCAAACCAGAGAAGCCUCACAGAAUCAAAGCAUAACCAUGUCGGCCGUUGAAGGCCUCUCCCUUCCAGAAGGCAUCCCGGGAAGACUUUUCCUUCCUUCCUUCCUGUCUUUCUUUCCACAACCUCCAGUUUCCUCUGGCCAAACGUGCAGGUCGUGUUUUAAUUGACAGGAGAGGCAGACGGGACUGGCUUAUCUCCUCGCCUCGCUCUUUCCUCGCUGUUCGACUGAGGGAAUGAAUGGCCCGAAUGGAACCUCGUUCAGCAUGGACUCACUUUGGGAACAUCCCAACAAGUCUCAGUGUGGGUUUGAAUGAGCCGAGUGGGAAGGCAGGUCCUUGGUCAUUAGGAGGGUUUCGUUGUGAAAUGUGAGACAUUGAGUGGCCGCAGAGACCAUUUGGGAUGCCCAGGAGGCAAGGUCGGGAGUCCCUGUGGCCUUGGAAGUUAUGAAAUCUAUACGCAUAUUAAAAGUGGAAAUCUGCCUGUGUGUAUGUGGCACGGGUGUCCACUCACACAAACAGCCUCCCUCCCGCCUCCACAAACAGACUACGGUUCCCAGUGCUGCGGAGCCACCAUCACUCCCUCCCAGGGCAUUGCAGGUUACAGCGAGCACAUCCCGGUGUUCCUUUCUCUCUCUAUUUGCAUGACCCCGCCCACUGCCUCUCCCUUAACCCUUUCCUAUGGUACACAGCAAACAGAGGAAUGGAUUAGCAACAGAACAUACUGGAGAGGUUUGGGGAGAAUUCACCAUAUUUUAUUGGAGUUCUAGGGACUGGGAUGUAUAGUUCACUUGCAGUCUAAGAGCACUCUGGUCCCCACCAACGAUGGACCUGGACUACACUUGGCACACAGACCCAACAUGGCCAAUAAUAAUAAUAAUAACAACAACUUUAUUUUUGUACCCUGCCUGCAUCUCUCCGCAGGGACUCGGGGCUGGCUAACAUGGGGCCAAGCCCAAAAUUACCACAAUAAAACAAGGUAGGAUACAUUCAGAACAAAAACAAGCAUCAUCAACAUUAAAAAUACACAAAAUUACACCAUUUUAAACAAUCAUGUAAUAAUAAGUAAACCGCCAAAUAAGAACAUUAUAGCAAAUUAAAAUAGUAAAAAACUGGGCAGCAGUGUGAGGAGUGCACAAUUAAAAUCUGAUGAGGUAGAUAAUAAAGUGCUGUAAUGUAAUAAGAGAAUUCAGAGGUGGGACAAAUGAAGAGAAUUGUUUCCACAUAAAGGCGAGAAAACAAUACAUCAGGCCCGAUGAUAAUCAGUACUGAGUGGGUUCUACUUGUGAUCUGUAAUUGAAGGCACACCGGAAGAGCCAAGUUUUUCAAUCUUUCUUGAAGGCUGCCGGGGUGGGUGCUUGUCUGAUCUCCCUGGGAAUGGAGUUCCAGAGCCGAGGGGCCACCACAGAGAAGGCCCUCUACCUCAUCCCCACCCAAUGCUGCCAACUUGGGGUGAUUGACCUUGGCAUCAGAGAGUUAUAGUUCACCUGUAUUCAGGGAACACUGAACCCAGUAAAUGACAGAUCUGGACCAAAUUUAGCACAAAGACCCAACAUGGCCAACUGGGAAUACUGGGGGAGUUUUGAGAGGGGUGACCCAAGAUUUUCAUAGAAUCAUAGAAUAGUAGAGUUGGAAGAGACCUCAUGGGCCAUCCAGUCCAACCCCCUGCUAAGAAGCAGGAAAUCGCAUUCAAAGCACCCCUGACAGAUGACCAUCCAGCCUCUGCUUAAAAGCCUCCAAAGAAGGAGCCUCUACCACGGCCCAGGGGAGAGAGUUCCACUGUCGAACAGCCCUCACUGUGAGGAAGUUCUUCCUGAUGUUCAGGUGGAAUCUCCUUUCCUGUAGUUUGAAGCCAUUGUUCCGUGUCCUAGUCUGCAGGGCAGCAGAAAACAAGCUCCCUCCCUCCUCCCUAUGACUUCCCUUCACGUAUUUGUACAUGGCUAUCAUGUCUUCUCUCAGCCUUCUUUUCUGCAGGCUAAACAUGCCCAGCUCUUUAAGCCGCUCCUCAUAGGGCUUGUUCUCCAGACUCCCAGAUUUUUGGGAACUGUAGUUCACCCACAUCCUUAUGCAUUUUCUAAUGGAAGCACUGAUAAAAAAAGCAAAAACUGAGGGGUUUUUUUUCUAAGACAUAGUGUAGCAUAUGACCAAACUGAUAUGACCUCACAUCCAAAAACAAACAGGGCCCUGUUAAAAUAACCCGGGCAUCACCGGAUACCCAAGAUAGCAAUACAUAAAGAAUUCCUUGUUUCUUUUAGCAUUUAGCACAUGCUGUUAAUUCACGGAAACCCAUUAUCCAGAGUGAUUUUCGCACUUUAAUGUUGGAAGGAGUUCUGCCCGCCUUCUGUUCCUUUAGCCGCAUUUGGAUUUGACUCAAUGAAAUUAGUGUGACUCUCUUUAAGAUCUGAAAGAGUUUCCAUUCCUUCCCUCCUUACAUUACCUUGUCAUUCUGUGGUUGUUGCUUGAUGAUGCUUUAUGUUGUUAUAAUGCUUUGUACUGUUUUUCCUUUAAUUUAUUGUACUGCAAUGUAUUUUAUUGUGCUAUAUUUUAAUUCUGUUUUAUUGGGCCUGGUCCCCAUGUAAGCCGCCCCAAGUCCCUUCAGGGAGAUGAGGGUGGGAUAGAAGAAUACAGUUGUUGUUGUUGUUGUUGUUAUCAUCAUCAUCAUCUUAUUCCCUUUUUAGCUUUCUUUAUCUUGAGCCACCUUUGAGCCCACGUGAGUUCCCACAUGUGUUAAGUGAAAUUGGAUCUGUUUGUUCUUGUUUGUGAACCUGUGAUCACCUUUGUUGGUUUAUGCAGGGAGGUGACCCACAAACCAUGAACUAAGUAAUAAUGGGCAUUUAGUGCAUGCUGGUUAUUCACUUUUUUUCGUGUCAAGAGCAACCGGAGUUGCUUCUGGAGUGAGAGAAUUGGCCGUCUGCAAGGACGUUGCCCAGGGGACGCCCGGAUGUUUUGAUGUUUUACCAUCCUUGUGGGAGGCUUCUCUCAUGUCCCCGCAUGGAGCUGGAGCUAGUAGAGGAGGCUCAUCCACACUCUCCCCAGGUGGGAUUCGAACCUGGCAGCUUUCAGGUCAGCAACCCAACCUUCAAGUCACGAGGCUUUUAUUCCCUAGGCCACCGGGGCUCUGGUUAUUCACUGAAACAUUAUCCAGAACAAAUCAUUGCUUCUCUUCUGUUCCUUAAACCACAUCUCGGGUUGACUCCUUUCUAUCUUCUGUCCUUUUUUGCUUUCCUUCCCUCACUCCCUCCUCUUCCUUCUAUCCACUCCCAUCAUUCUUUUAUUCCUUCGUUUCUUCUGUCCUUCCUACAUACCUUCCUUCCACCAUCUUUUCCUCAUUCCUUCCUUCCUUUCUUCCUUUCUUGUCCUGUGUUUGUUGAAUCACCUUUGAACAAGGACCAACUUUUGUCUCUGUUAUGUUCACUCAAGCGUGUCUGCAUCCAUUUCUUGUUGCUUAUGAGUCUUUGAUUGCUUUUGAUGGUUUCUGUGCGUGUCCUUGGGACGCUUCAUGCUUCUGUUUCUUGAUAUUUCCAUAUUCAACAUAAUUGAUGAAGAGAAAAGAGGAUUAUGUUGGAAGUAAAGGAAAUCUGGGGCUUCAUGUUUAACCUUCUGCUUCUUUCUUGACCAGGACAUGGGGGUUCUAUGGAGCCACCCCUGGCGUGAUGAUAAACAAACCAGCUCAUGGUGGAUACUGAGGAAUUUGGAAAGCAAAAGUACAGUGAGGAAACCAGACCUAUAGGAAAGAGAAAUCCUCUCAAGGGGCUGAUCUUACUAGAUGGUAGAAUACACUUUACAUCAGAACAGGGAAAACAAGAGUCAAGUGUCCAUAGUGCAAUCGUAUGUAGAUAACGCUAUCGAUAUGGAGGAAAAAGCUUAUAAAUGUAUUGAAUGUGGAAAGAGCUUUAGUCAGCAUGGACCUCUGAAGAGACAUCAAAGGGUUCACACUAGUGAAAAACCCUAUAAAUGCCUGGAGUGUGGACAAAGUUUUACUCGGAGGGAAUAUCUAUGUUCACAUCAAAGGACUCACACUGGGGAGAAACCCUAUAAAUGCCUGGAAUGUGGACAGAGCUUUACUCAUAGUUCAAGUCUACAUUCACAUCAAAGGACUCACACUGGGGAGAAACCCUAUAAAUGCCUGGAGUGUGGACACAGCUUUGCUCAUAGGUCAAGUCUAUGUUCACAUCAAAGGACUCACACUGGGGAGAAACCCUAUAAAUGCCUGGAGUGUGGACAGACCUUUACUCGGAGGGAACAUUUACGUUCACAUCAAAGGACUCACACUGGGGAGAAACCUUAUAAAUGCCUGGAGUGUGGACAGAGCUUCACUGAGAGGGGAAAUCUACAUAUACAUGAAAGGACUCACACUGGGGAGAAACCCUAUAAAUGCCUGGAGUGUGGACACAGCUUUAUUCAGAGUUCAAGUCUGCGUAACCAUCAAAGGACUCACACUGGGGAGAAACCUCAUAUAUGCCUGGAGUGUGGAAUAAGCUUCACUCAGAGUGGAAAUCUACGUAUACAUGAAAGGACUCACACUGGGGAGAAACCCUAUAAAUGCCUGGAGUGUGGACAGAGCUUCACUAAGAGGGGAAAUCUACGUAAACAUCAAAGGACUCACACUAGGGAGAAACCCUAUAUAUGCCUGGAAUGUGGACAGAGCUUCACUGAGAGGGGAAGUCUACGUAUACAUGAAAGGACUCACACUGGGGAGAAACCCUAUAAAUGCCUGGAGUGUGGACACAGCUUCAUUCAGAGUUCAAGUCUACGUAACCAUCAAAGGACUCACACUGGGGAGAAACCCUAUAAAUGCCUGGAGUGUGGGCAGAGCUUCACUCAGAGGGGAAGUCUAUGUAUACAUCAAAGGACUCACACUGGGGAGAAACCCUAUACAUGCCUGGAGUGUGGACAGAGCUUUACUGAGAAGGGAAGUCUACGUAUACAUGAAAGGACUCACACUGGGGAGAAACCCUAUAAAUGCCUGGAGUGUGGACAGAGCUUCUCUGAGAGGGGAGGUCUCCGUAUACAUCAAAGGACCCACACUGGGGAGAAACCUUAUAAAUGCCUAGAGUGUGGACAGAGCUUUACUCAGGGAGGACAUUUACGAUUACAUCAAAGGACCCACACUGGGGAGAAACCCUAUAAAUGCCUGGAGUGUGAACAGAGCUUCACUGAGAGGGGAAGUCUCCGUAUACAUCAAAGGACCCACACUGGGGAGAAACCUUAUAAAUGCCUGGAGUGUGGACAGAGCUUCGCUCAAAGUGGAAACCUAAGUUCACAUCAAAGGACCCACACUGGGGAGAAACCCUAUAAAUGCCUGGAGUGUGGACAGAACUUCACUCAAAGUGGAAACCUAAGUUCACAUCAAAGGACCCACACUGGGGAGGAACCCUAUAAAUGCCAGGAUUGUGAACUGAGCUUCGCUAAGAGGGAAAAUCUACAUAAGCAUCAAAGGACUCACUAAAGAGAAAUUUUAUAAUUGCAUGGACUGUGGAAAGAGCUUCACAUAUAGUCACAAUCUACAUAAACAUAAUAGAAUUCACACUGGAGAGAAAGAUGGUAAUGGACACUACAGUCUUUCUAACAUGUACAAAAGCAACUCUUGCAAAUGUUGGAAAUGCAAGCCCAUAGUUGGAACAUUUUAUCAUUGUGGUGUAUUGUAAAGAGAUUGAGCUACAAUACAUUUCAUCCUGGAAGUAAUUUGUGAGGGCAGUUGAAAAAAUAUUAUAUUAAUUUUACAACAGAGGUCAGAAUUGGAAUUAAAAAUAUAAAGAUUCAAUCUACCUUGGAGCAGAAACGUUGGUUCAAAGCUGUUUCCCCUUGUAAAUUUCCACAGAACAUGUCUAUCGAUUUCUCUCCUUGGCAUAAUAGCAUAUUUAAACUGCUUGUUUAUUCUGCGAGUAUUUACAAAGUACUUAGGUCAGAUUGGCAGGGCAUGGUAAACUUGAACAAUGGAUUUAUUGAUUGGGAGGUGUCAAUACAACUCAGAGCUUCUAAACUCAUACAGUAGAAGAGCACCAUCUCACGGCCACUUCGUGCAAAUAGCAGGCACUUUCUGUUUUUAUUAAAACUGUCAUUUUUUAGUUAUAUUCACUUCAGAAAGCACGUUACGAUUAAAUUUAGAAAGGCUAUCAAGAGAAGGCGCUAAGGAAAAUCAGCCUAAUAUUUGCUGAUUGACUAUGGCUUCGAUAAUAAUGUCUAUGUACUCAAAGUAUUCAAUAAGAGAUAGCUUAAAAGGGAAAACCAUGGAUAAUGAGAUCAGCAGUUCCAAAAGAAACACAAGAAUAAAUAAAAUAAAUAAGAAGAAAUCUGUAUUCUAAGGAGAUUGGUUUUAAUGGAAUUUGCUUUUAAAAUUGGUUUUAUAAAUGUUAUAAACAUUUAAGAGGGUUAAGAAUCUAAUUCAAGGUUUAGAACAUUUGAACUUUGGAAUCACCAGAUGUCUGAAUUCCAUAAAACAAACUGUACAGUCAGUAGACGUUGAGCACCAUCGCACGUUUGCCUGACCUGGUCGAUGACCUAGACUAGAAAGUUGAGGGCAACUGUGCUCGUGGACACUUGUUUUUCACCUGUUUAAUAAUUAUACGGAGUAAAUUUUCGACUGUUGUACUUUCUGCGCAUGUGUAGCGGAAAUUGGUUUUGUCAGCACUAAUUGUACUAGAUAUUGAACAUGAUUGAACAUGAUUUUGUAAUGGUCCUUUGAACACGGAUCCCCCCCUCUUUUGCAAAAUAGUUAAGACCUGGACAUCGAUGUGCUGUCGCUGUUCUAGAGGUGUGUGUGGUAUUUGUUCCAAACCCCUCUCUGCAUAUUAGGUCUGUGUGCCAAGUUUGGUUGAGAUCCAUUGGUGUUUGGGUUCACAGUGCUCUCUAGAUGGAGGCGAACUACAACUCCCCCAAAUCAAUGUGAAUUUCCCCAAAGACUUCCAGUAUUUUUUGCUGGUCAUGGGGGCUCUGUGUGCCAAGUGAGUUCCAGUUCCAUCAUUGGGAGGGGUUCAGAGUGCAGAUGGUCCGCCCCAGGAGACUUAUGGAUCCUGAGGGACUCCUGACGUCUCUUGGGGUUCUGUCUGCUAUGGAGGCUGAUGAUCCUGUCGAUGCCUUGGUUGCUCGUUACAAUACCGAGUUGUCCAGGGCUAUUGACAUGAUCGCUCCCGAACGUCCCCUCUCGCUGCGUGGAGUUGCCCCAGCUCCCUGGUUCACCGGGGAGCUGGCGGAGAUGAAACGUGAGAGAAGGAGACUAGAGUGGCGCUGGCGGAGAACUCGCGACGUUUCUGACCGAACACGGGCUAAAGCCGUUAUUAGGGCUUAUUCCGUGGCGUUGCGGGCAGCCAGGAAGGUUUUCACGACUGCCCGCAUCGCGUCUGCAACAAAUAGAUCUUCUGAGUUGUUCCGAGUUGUUGGGGAGCUCCUCCACCCUUCUCAGGGUGGGGGGGCACCUGACUCCUCGGCAACUCGGUGUAGCGAGUUCGCUCACCAUUUUGCAGACAAAGUCGCUCAGAUUCGUUCCGACUUGGACGCCAGUCUUGAAGCAUUGCCAGGUGAGGUAACCGAGGCAUCUGUCUGUUCGAUCUUGUGGGAUUUGUUUCAGUUUGUGCAAUCUGAUGAUGUAGACAAGAUUCUUGGAGCGGUGAGGGCGACUACCUGUGCCCUAGAUCCCUGCCCAUCUUGGCUUUUAAAACAGGCCAGUGGUGGGUUAGUUGAUUGGUUUGUGGCAAUAAUUAAUGCCUCUUUGGGGCAGGGCAAAUUUCCAUCCAGCCUAAAACAAGCCGUGGUAAGGCCUAUUUUGAAGAAGGCCUCAUUAGAUCCUACCAAUCCUUGUAACUACAGGCCAAUCUCUAACCUACCAUUCUUGGGCAAGGUCUUGGAGCGGGUGGUUGCCUCUCAGCUCCAGGGAUUCUUGGAAGAUACGGAUUUUCUGGACCAAUCACAGUCUGGCUUUAGGCCUGGGUUCAGUACCGAGACGGCUUUGGUCGCCUUGGUGGAUGACCUCCGCAGGGAGCUGGACAGGGGGAGUGUGACCCUGCUGGUUCUCUUGGACAUCUCAGCAGCUUUCGAUACCAUCGACCAUGGUAUCCUUCUGGGGCGGCUUUCUGGGAUGGGCCUUGGGGGUACUGCACUCCAGUGGCUCCAGUCCUUUCUGGAGGGUCGUUCCCAGUUGGUGAAGCUGGGGGACACCUGCUCGGACCCCUGGCUAUUGACCUGUGGGGUCCUGCAAGGUUCUAUUUUGUCCCCCAUGCUUUUUAACAUCUACAUGAAACCGCUGGGAGAGGUCAUCCGGAGUUUUGGAGUACGGUGCCAUCUCUACGCGGAUGACACCCAACUCUACUACUCUUUUCCACCUAAAUCCAAGGAAGCCCCUCGGAUUCUGGACCAGUGUCUGGCCGCUGUGUUGGCCUGGAUGAGGGUGAACAAGCUGAGACUUAAUCCCGACAAGACAGAGGUCCUCCAGGUCAGUCGUACGUCUGAUCGGGGUAUUGGGUGGCAACCUGUGCUUGACGGGGUCGCACUCCCCCUGAAGGCGCAGGUCCGCAGCUUGGGGGUCCUCCUGGAUUCGGGGCUGACACUUGAGGCUCAGGUGUCGGCCGUGGCCGGGAGGGCCUUUGCACAACUAAAACUUGUGCGCCAGCUGCGACCGUACCUCGAGAAGUAAGAUCUGACCAAGGUGGUCCAUGCCUUAGUCCAUGCCAUGCAAUAGACUGGACUAUUGCAAUGCGCUCUAUGUGGGGCUGCCUUUGAAGACGGCCCGGAAAUUACAACUAGUACAGCGUUCGGCAGCCAGGCUUCUAACCGGAGCGAAUUACAGGGCGCGUUCAACGCCUCUGUUUAAGGAGCUCCACUGGCUGCCAUUUACUUUUCGGGCCCAAUUCAAGGUGCAGGUUAUCACCUACAAAGCCCUAAACGGUUUGGGACCCACCUACCUUACAGACCGCAUCUCCCUCUAUGAACCCACACGUUCUCUUCGCUCGUCGGGGGAGGCCCUUCUCUCGCUCCCACCACCCUCACAGUCACGGUUGGUGGGGACGAGAGAGAGGGCCUUCUCCGUCGUGGCCCCCCCGGCUUUGGAACUCUCUACCUAGAGAGAUCAGGCAGGCCCCUACCCUCCUCUCCUUCCGGAAGAGCUUAAAAACGUGGCUCUUCCAAAAGGCCUUCGAUGUUUAGUUGUUGCUGGAUUGAUCUAUCUGUCCAUUCUAUAAUAGUCCCAUUGUUGUUGUCUUGCCAUUUUAUACCGCACUUUAUUGUCCAACUGUGAAAUUUCCUUUUCCCAUUUCGUAUCACUCUGCAUUUCGCCUGGGAUCUACGAAUUAGUCUCCUGUUUUUAACACUGUAUCCUGCUUGUUGAUUUUAAUGAUUGUUUUUAUUGAUGCUGAUGUUUUUUACUGGGAUAAUUGUUUUAUUGCUUUGUUACUGUUUUGUUUGUUUUAUUGGGCCUGGCCCCAUGUAAGCCGCCCCAAGUCCCUUCGGGGAGAUGGGGCGGGGUAUAAAAAUAAAGUUAUUAUUAUAUUA